AUGUCCAUGGUUGCGCAACACCUUUACUUUGGUAGAAAGUAUACAGUUGUUUUGAACGAGUACAAUGCCGUAAAGCAAGUUUUAUCACAUCCUGCCGCUUUGAACAGAGCACUUGGACAGCUUGACCACUUGGAUCCUCACGUGCCUGGGCUCAGAAAAUUUUGCGAAGUUUUUAAAAUUGGUGGUUAUGACAAAGCCGCACAAUACAACAGGGAGUUCGCAUUGUUUCUCAAAGAGGAAAUCAGCCGUCAUAAGACUCCUGAAUUUAAAGAUGUACAAGAUUUUAUAAAUUCUUAUUUGAAUAAGUUGGCUGAGCUGUCAGAAUCAAAGAACACGAAUCAUUUCUUUUCAGAACCUGAACUUGAAGGCAACUUAACCUCUUUGUUUCUUGGAGCCACACAUACCAUCUUCAGCUCUUUAGGCUGGCUAUUUCGAAUCAUGAGUGCGCAUAAGGACAUACAGGAGACGGUUUAUAAGGAACUUAUGGAGGCCACUGGCUUAGAUGGACGAGCAAGAUACGAUGAACGCGACAAAAUCCCUUACACGUUUGCUGUUCUCAUGGAGGGCCAACGAUAUGCAAGUAACGUUCCAAUGAGUGGGAAUAGGAUCGCAACUGACGAUAUUCCCGUCAAUGGAUAUGUGAUCCCAAAGGGCACCGAAAUGACUGCAAAUUUAUGGGUCCUCCAUCAUGAUCCAAACUAUUGGGAUGAACCUGAAGAAUUUCGUCCGGAAAGAUUUCUGACUGCUGAUGGCACCAAGAUCAUUAAGCAACCACAAAGCUAUGCUCCAUUUUCUGUUGGUAUGUAUGCUUUUUAA
Molecule: messenger RNA, 816 nt
Organism: Argiope bruennichi
Lineage: Eukaryota; Metazoa; Arthropoda; Arachnida; Araneae; Araneidae
Product: cytochrome P450 2U1-like
Exons: 6
Coding region: 1-816 (271 amino acids)
Biological process (GO): xenobiotic metabolic process
Cellular component (GO): cytoplasm; intracellular membrane-bounded organelle
Molecular function (GO): iron ion binding; heme binding; oxidoreductase activity, acting on paired donors, with incorporation or reduction of molecular oxygen, reduced flavin or flavoprotein as one donor, and incorporation of one atom of oxygen
Source: RefSeq, a predicted model, not a curated record